Messenger RNA from Beta vulgaris subsp. vulgaris (sugar beet), 2347 nucleotides. RefSeq lists its product as uncharacterized. The record is from RefSeq and is a predicted model, not a curated record. Gene Ontology annotation, molecular function: protein kinase activity; ATP binding. The transcript is spliced from 4 exons. Lineage: Eukaryota; Viridiplantae; Streptophyta; Magnoliopsida; Caryophyllales; Amaranthaceae. Bases 284 to 1849 code for a protein of 521 amino acids. Gene Ontology annotation, biological process: spliceosomal complex assembly; protein phosphorylation; regulation of mRNA processing.
GACUUGCAGUACAGUGUAGCAGUAAGCAGCAGGCACUACCGCACUAGGUAAUUGGGUGAUACAGAUACUUCAUUUUCAUCUCAAAAUUUCCCGGCAAACUCACAGGGCGGCUGUCUACUCCUUUUCCUCCCUCUUUCCCGCUGUCUCUCUCCUCCCUAAAACCCUAAUUUUUCUCUCCCGCCUAAAUCGUCCACUGAAUCUCCAAAUCGAUUCAAUUUUUUCCUAGAUUCAACCUUCAAGCUAGGUUUCAUAUUCAUGUAAUUUUACCAAUCAUUUAAUUUUAAUGGCAGAAGAUAGAGAUCAAGACAGCGACUACACUUCGGAAGAUGAAGGAACUGAAGAUUAUCGCAAAGGAGGUUAUCAUGCAGUUCGAAUCGGCGAUAUUUUCAAGAAUGGAAGAUAUGUAGUUCAGAGAAAGCUUGGCUGGGGCCAUUUCUCCACUGUUUGGCUCGCUUGGGACACUCAGAAAUCUAUGUAUGUAGCCCUUAAAGUUCAAAAGAGUGCAAGACAUUACACAGAGGCUGCAAACGAUGAGAUAAAAAUUCUCAAACUGAUUGCAGAUGAUGAUCCUGAUGAUAAGAAGUGUGUUGUGAAACUCUUGGAUCAUUUCAAGCAUUUAGGUCCAAAUGGACAGCAUGUAUGCAUGGUGUUUCAAUAUUUGGGAGACAACCUCCUGACCCUUAUCAAGUAUUCAGAUUACAAAGGGAUCCCACUUCACAUGGUUAAAGAAAUCUGCUUCCAUAUAUUAGUAGCUUUGGAUUACUUGCAUCAGCAAUUGUCAAUGAUACACACCGAUCUUAAGCCAGAAAAUGUCUUGCUCUUGUCCACGAUUGACCCUUCCAAAGAUCCAAAGAAUUCAGGCGAACCUCCACUCCUUCCAAAAAGUAAAAGUAAACCUAAGCCAGACAAGUCUGACAAGUCAGACAAGUCAGACACAGAGCCCCCUGAAACUGCGGAAUCCUUAAAUGGGAAUUUGACUAGGAACCAGAAAAAGAAGAUCAAGAAGAAGGCCAAACGGGAUGCACAGAAGUGUGAUGGAGAAGAGGCUUCUGGGGAUUCCGAGUCCAGCACGGGAUUAAUAGGCCAAGAAGAAUCUAAUGAUGAAGUUAAAGUAAAUGAAAACUCUUCUGAACAAGGAAAGAAGAGUCAUAGAAGACAUAGUCGUGCCACAAGGCAAAAGCUCUUGAAGGCAGUGGACUCUAAAUGCAAAUUGGUUGACUUUGGAAAUACUUGCUGGACAUAUAAGCAGUUCACAUCGGAUAUCCAAACUAGGCAGUAUAGAUGUCCUGAGGUUAUUCUUGGAUCCAAAUACUCAACUCCAGCAGAUCUAUGGUCCUUUGCCUGCAUAUGUUUUGAGCUUGCCACUGGUGAUGUUCUGUUUGAUCCGCAUUCUGGUGGCACCUACAGUAAGGAUGAGGAUCACCUUGCUCAGAUGAUGGAGCUUCUUGGCAUGAUGCCUCGCAAGGUAGCUCUAGCUGGACGCCGUUCAAAUGAGUUCUUCAGCAAAAAAGGGGAUCUAAAACACAUUCGUGAGUUAAAAAUUUGGCCACUUGAUAAGGUGCUUGUGGAUAAGUAUGACUUCGGGGAGCAAGAUGCAAAGGACUUGGCAGAUUUCCUCACCCCUAUCCUUGAUUAUGUUCCUGAGAAGAGGCCAAAAGCUGUACAAUGCCUUAGCCAUCCAUGGAUUGAUCCAGGUCCACGACUUCUUGAGCCUUCAGUGCUUAGUGGUCAAGUCCAGGCCGUAGAUAAUGAUGAUAAAAGGGCAGACAUGGAAGACGGAGGGCAACUUGAAGCAGGAGUGGAGAAUCUUGCUCUUGAUUCUGACUCCAAUAUACCACACAGGAUUUGAAAUUUUACAUCUGUUCAUCUUGUCAAUGACAACUAAGGACUAGUUUAUGUUGGAAUUGGUCCUGUUCUGUUUCGAGCUGCGUAUUAUGCUCGAUAGAAGGCCGUACGGUUGGUAGACGAUGUUGGUGGUGUUUAAGCAUGGCUGAUGGGCUUAGCAUAUUCAGUUACAUUUGUUAUGCAAAUGCCUAGUAAAGAAAGGAUGAUGCGAAUGUAGUCUUGCGAGCAACCUUGGCUGUUCUGAGUAUGAGGCUGUCAGUUUUGUCGGAUAUCAAUGUACAUUCGAGUGGGGUAUACAAAACUUUUGAGCUUGUUACCUUUACAUUCUUCUGUUCUAAAUGAAAAGACUCAAUUUGGCUAAAUUUUAGUUAAAAGAUAGAAGGUUGUGGGUCCCUUAUAGAGUGAAUUACGGGUAGACCCAUUUGGCAAAAUUUUGCAUUUUUUAUGUAAUAGUCCAAAUACAAACACCAUGGGUAAAAAAAGUCGUGAGAAGCUUAUUGUA